AUGGUCAAACGAAUCUUAAGUCAUCAGAAUAUCAACACGUGCGGACGUGAUGAUGGUGAUAUGGUAAGAAAACAUUCACAUACCGAUGAGAAUGAUAAUAAUCAUUUAACCGCUGAGAACGCGAAUCCAGUUGCAAUGAUACCUAUUCAUAAUGGUACAACUGAUGAAGAACAUCCAAAGAAGAGAAACAGUGUAACUUUGGUCAAUCUUCCAACGACAAAUCGAUCACAUCAGUUGCGAACAGAAGCACGAGAACAAUGGAGUGAAAAACUAGAUUUCCUCUUAUCAAUUAUUGGUUUCGCAGUAGAUCUAGCGAAUAUAUGGCGAUUCCCAUAUUUAUGUUAUAAAAAUGGCGGAGGUACCUUACUAAAUAUUUCCGUUCCUUUCAGAAAACUUUCUUCUCUCUUCGCAGGUGCAUUUCUCAUUCCAUAUGCUCUUUCAGUUAUCCUGGGCGGCAUGCCUUUAUUCUAUUUGGAACUACUUCUUGGUCAAUAUUAUCGACAAGGUUCCAUAACAUGUGCAUUUCUCAUUCCAUAUGCUCUUUCAGUUAUCCUGGGCGGCAUGCCUUUAUUCUAUUUGGAACUACUUCUUGGUCAAUAUUAUCGACAAGGUUCCAUAACAUGUUGGAAAAAGAUCUGUCCUCUCUUAGCCGGAAUCGGCUGGGCUGUGACGGUCAUUGCUUUCUAUACUGAUUUUUACUACAAUGUGGUGAUUUCUUGGGGAUUAUAUUAUCUUUUUGCUUCGUUUAAACGGAUCCUGCCGUGGAGUGAAUGCAAUAAUUCAUGGAACACAGAACAUUGCUCGACAGUCAAUACACGUCGAGAUUUUAUUGCAAAUUGUACGAAGUUUUUAAAUUCAACGGAGAAGACUUUUGAACAGAACUAUCUCUAUGAAAACUGUUCCACUGCAUUAGCAAAUUCGAGAAUCGUUUCGCCAGCGCAAGAAUACUUCCACUUGCAAGUGUACCGGCUACAACCACAACGGCAUCUUAGCUUGGGCCAUCUCGGUAACGUCAAUCUGGAAAAUCUUGCUUGUCUAGCAAUAAUCUAUCUGAUCUGUUACUUUUCGAUGUGGAAAGGAAUUAAAACAUCAGGCAAAGUCGUAUGGUUUACAGCAUUGUUUCCUUAUGUGGUUUUAACCAUUCUCAUGAUUCGCGGGUUAUUUUUACAUGGUUCAAUGAAAGGUAUUGAGUAUUAUAUCAAACCUGAUUUGAGUCGCUUGAGUGAUGCGUCCGUAUGGGUCGAUGCGGCAUCGCAAACAUUCUUCUCUCUGGGUCCUGGUUUCGGUGUCCUCAUGGCAUUCGCAAGUUAUAACGACUUUCAUCAUAAUGUUUUCCGAGAUGCAAUGAUUACAGUAGCAGUCAAUAGUUUGACGAGUUUUGCAAGUGGAUUCGUCAUUUUCAUGUUUUUGGGUUACAUGAGCGAAAUAUCUGGACGGGAAAUUAAUGAUGUUGCAGAACAAGGCUCAACACUUGUGUUUAUUGUCUAUCCUGAAGCCAUAGCAACCAUGCCAUGGGCACCUGUCUGGGCGAUAUUUUUCUUCUUAAUGUUACUAACACUCGGCCUAGACUCGUCGUUUGGAGGAAGUGAAGCAAUUAUUACAGCGCUGAGCGACGUGUUUCCAGUGCUACGACGGCAUCGUGAAUGGUUUGUUGGGAUAUUAUUUUUCUUUUAUUUUCUCAUCGGCAUACCGAGUUGUACUGAUGCUGGUGUUUAUUUUGUUGAAUUAUUACAAAACUAUGCAGCCUUUUAUUCAAUCAUCAUCGCAGUACUUUUCGAAGCUAUUGCAGUUUCAUGGCUCUAUGGUAUCAAACGAAUUAGUGAAGAUAUACAGGAAAUGUUAGGAAGUAAACCUGGCAAAUUUUGGAUUGUAACAUGGUGUUUAGCAGCACCAUUGUUUCUUGGAGGCAUCGUUCUUUCUGGUCUUAUACAACAUAUUCAUCCGACAUAUGGAAAAUUAACCGACCCGUUCUAUUAUCUGUAUCCCGAUUGGAGCCACUUGAUUGGUUGGAUAUUUGCUUUAUCUUCAGUUAUAUUCAUCCCAGGUGUGGCAAUCUAUCAAUUACUUAUAGAGCGAGGCAGUUUAGCAACGAGAUUUCGUUUGGCAAUAACACCAUGGAAAGAGCGAGAAAAGAAACAUGUGGAGCCAACCAAUACAAACUCUACUGAAACCCAUCAUUUUCUGCAUGAGACUAAUUAA
This is a messenger RNA of Adineta ricciae, 2199 nucleotides long. The record is from the annotation of a GenBank genome assembly. NCBI's taxonomy places the organism in Eukaryota, Metazoa, Rotifera, Eurotatoria, Adinetida, Adinetidae.